UGUAACAAGGAACGGCGGAGGCAGCGAGGGAAAAAAAAAGGUUACAUUGUAGCCGUCUUUCCGUCGCGCGCUCGCGCGCAGGCGCAGAAGAGCCCUCCCAGGAGAAGCGCGGCCUCCUGCACGUGUGAACGCGCGGCGGGACCCGUGUCGGGUCGGCCCACGGCGGCGCCGGCGACGGGUUCUUCUUCUUCUUCCCCGGCCAGGACCCAUCGGCUUCGGGGGGUGGGGAAGAAACCCUAACCUCGCGGUCCCCGUCCCCCCCCCCACCCCUGGCCUCCAUGGCCGGCGGAGGCUGGACGCUGCCCGGCGGGGAUUUCCUCUCCCCGCAGCCGCCGGCUUCCCAGCAGGAGCAACAGCCGCCUCAGCCUCCUCCUCCUCCGGAUGCCGCCGCCUCCGAGGCGAGGAAGCCGGCCUUGGAGCCGUGGCGGGAGGCUCAAGAGAGCGACCGGCAUUGGGCUCUCCGCCGGCAGUUCCUGCUCCGCAACCUGCCGGGCUACCCGGGCUCCGACGCCUUCCAGAAGCUGCUGGCCCUCUCGCACGUCUGGAGCAACCACGUCUUCAUGGGCUGCAGGUAUGGCUCCCAAAUUAUGGAGAAAAUCCUGCAGAUGGGCGAAGGCAUCGAUAUUGGUGAGAUGCCAUCCUUUGAGCUGGUGCCGGGCACGAAGGCAGCCAAAAGACCACGAUCCCCACGCGAGGACUCUCCCCAAAACUGCAAGAAUCCAAGGAAGCAAGCUCCGAAAUUCCGCGUCCGGCCGCGCUUUGAGCCAAUCCACUUUGUCGCCAGCAACGCUCAACCGCAGGCAAAAGAAGAGUCUUCAGAAAACCAAGUCCAAGACCCUUCGGAGAACAUCACGGCCCAGCAGAUCCAAACCUAUGCUGAUCGGGUGUUCAGCAGCUUCAGCACCCAAGACGGGGACCUCCAGUUCUCAAGUUCAGUAGGCCUUGGCUAUGGAAGUAGCCAGGUCAAACCACCUGACGCUAAAGUGGCUGCCAUAAGUAUGGAGACUUCUACUGCUGGGGUCAAGGCGACUUUGGCAGACUCUCCUCUUCUCCAGACCUCUUCCGAAACGUUCCCCAAAUCGGUGGUAACAGCCAAGCAGUGUUUCAUUAACAAGCUAGUAACGGCAAUCCGCAACAAUCUUGCCAAUCCCAAAUGUAGAGGUGGGCCGGACAACAUUAACUACACGUAUCUUUUCACGCGGUCGAUUCAGGCUUGUAAGACCAACCCGGAAUAUAUUUAUUCUCCCCUGAAGGACAUUCCCCCCGCUGAUCUUCCCAAGAAGAAGAAGCUCCUCAAAGAAGGUUUUGCCUGUGAGGUGAGAUGCCAGAACGUCUAUCUGACCACGGGCUACGCGGGUAGCAAAAAUGGUUCCCGAGACCGGGCCACCGAGCUGGCGGUGAUACUACUGCAGAAACCCGUCGAAGUCAAAGUAGUUCAGCGGAAGUUCAAAAACACCACGCGGGAAGAUUUGGUGGUAUGUGAAAGUGGGGCAUCUCCUCUCGAAUUCCCGCCAGCGCUCAAGCCGCCGGAUGACGUGAACCUUCCUGCAAAGGACAGUGUUUUGGGAGAGCCAGGAACGGACCCUCAACAAGGGCCCAGCUCAGCCAAACACUGGACUAAGUUUGUCCUCACCGAAAACGCCAGCGACGCCAUUGGCAUUUUGAACAAUUCUGCCUCCUUUAACAAAAUGAACGUGGACUACAAAUACGUAUUGAUGCCCAACCGUCUCUGGCGUUGCAGCGUCUAUUUGCAAGGCCACUUCUUAGCGGAAGGCUCAGGCACCAAGAAAACCAGCAAGCACGCCGCAGCAGAUGAAGCCGUGAAAAUCUUGCAGAAGACACAGUCCAACGUCAGCGCUACCAAAGCCGUCCAGGUUCAGAAAGUCAGCGGGGCUGCCCGCAACCCGGCGAAGAAGAAGAACCUGAAGGACUUGGUGGUGUACGAAAACUCCAUGAAUCCGGUCUGCACUCUGAACGACACCGCUCAGUUCAACAAGAUGACGGUGGAAUAUGUCUUCGAAAGGGUGACGGGAAUGCGAUGGAAGUGCAAAGUGAUGCUGGAGAACGAAAUGAUCGCCGAAGCCGUCGGCGUCAAGAAGACCGUCAAGCACGUGGCCGCCGAGGAGGCCGUGAAGGUCCUCAAGAAGACCCAGCCGACCGUCGUCAACAACUUGAAAAAAGGCACCAUCGAAGACGUCAUUUCCCGGAACGAGAUUUGCGCCCGCUCAGCCGAAGAGGCCUUGAAGCAGCAGAUUAAGGAGGACAACAUCGGGAAUCAGAUCUUAAGGAAGAUGGGCUGGACGGGAGGUGGUUUGGGCAAAAGCGGGGAGGGGAUCCGGGAGCCCAUCGCGGUGAAGGAGCAGUUCAAAAGGGAAGGCCUGGGACUGGAUGUCGAAAGAGGCUCCCAGAUCACCAAAAAAGAUAUCGAGCAGAUCAUCCAAAAUUACGCUUUCUCGGACAGGAAGAUUGAUCUGACUUUUUCCACGGAACUCACCAACGACGAGCGGAAACAGAUCCACCAGAUAGCCCAGAAAUACGGGCUGAAAAGCAAGUCCCACGGCCAGGGCAGGGAUAGGUACCUAGUGGUCAGCCGAAAGAGGCGUAAAGAAGAUUUGCUCGACCAGCUGAAGCAGGAUGGUCAAGUUGGCCAUUACGAACUAAUCAUGCCGCAGGAGAAAUAGCGAGCGAACCUUAAAAAAAACAAAAAAUUCCCAUUUUGAGGGUGGGUAGGUGGGCGUGUCUGGACAGGAACCGGGUUUGCAUUAAAUGGGGAGAGAAAAAAACAACAGAUACUGUAUAUUGUUGUGGGGAAAAAAACACAAGUCAAAUGUUUCCCCCCGCUUAUUUUAAUUUCUUAUACUUGACGACAAAUCGUCUGUCCAGUUUCAUGUCGUGCAAUGCGGAUUAGCAUCUGUGCCCGUUUUAAAGAAAGAUGACAUUUCCCCUCCCCUUCGUGUUUUACUAAUUUGGCAACAGCAGGAACAGCUACUCGGCAAGGGAGGGGAGAGUUUUUAAGACGAUAUUUUUAUUUUGUCCUUUUUUAAAGAAAAAAAAAAGAGGGAAUAUAGAAAGACGGCCGUAUAAAAGAGAACUAUAUGUAAAGUGGAUCUUAAUAAAUAGAUUUUUUUUAUGGCUGGCCAUGCAUGGGAGGGCAUGUUUUAUAUUUAAAAAGGGCGGGCGUAGAGGUCUCAAAAACUAUUUUCAGCCUAUUCAGAAAUGGUAUCACUUAACAGUAUUUGCCCUCUUGGUUGACUUGGAACCGUUGCAGACCAGAACAGGUUGCAAAAUUAGCAAAUCCUAACAAUGCUUUUUCUUACUAUCCGACAUCUAACCUAAUCCUGACUCAGGUUUGAUUGGACAGUGUGAUUUUUCACAACAAACGAGUUCAAAAACUCUAGUUCAGCAUGUUGAAAAGUUGCAACUUCCAAGACCUCUCUUGCAAGUUUUAGCCCUCGGCAUGUUGAAAAGUUGCACCUGGCCAAAACCUCUCUUGCAAGUUUUUAGCCCUCCAUAUUAAAACCAAGAAGCGGAAGCUCAGGGAUCAGAUUGUGAAUGCCACAUUGUCGGGGGGGGGGGGGUAUAUGGAUGUUGGGUUUAUCUCUUGGCUGUGUAGCAUCAGAGUUAACAAAUUUGCAAAGGCUGGUUGCCUGAUUUGUGCAAUUCCCGGCAGAUCCAUCAUUUGUGAUGCAAGACGGUGGGGUGGGCUUCUACAUUUCAAAACAAGGCAAAUACAUUUUGUGUUUUCCAUCAGCUUUAGAUGGGAGCAUUUCUUGUACCCCGUCAAACUUAUUUUAACCAGAACGGACAGGAUGGAGUUUCAUUUAUUUCUCUCGGAAGCCUCUACGUAUUACCCCUUUGUGUAAAUGUGCUUGUAUAUUUCACAGGGAGAUCAGCAAGUAAAAGGUUCUCUCGCUGA
Messenger RNA from Thamnophis elegans (Western terrestrial garter snake), 3916 nucleotides. RefSeq names its product NFKB repressing factor (gene NKRF). The record is from RefSeq and is a predicted model, not a curated record. Gene Ontology annotation, molecular function: nucleic acid binding. Bases 279 to 2681 code for a protein of 800 amino acids. The transcript has 3 exons. NCBI's taxonomy places the organism in Eukaryota, Metazoa, Chordata, Lepidosauria, Squamata, Natricidae. Gene Ontology annotation, cellular component: nucleoplasm; nucleolus.